Penicillium soppii is the source of this 1743-nucleotide messenger RNA. Its product is annotated as MFS transporter. Gene Ontology annotation, biological process: transmembrane transport. The record is from RefSeq and is a predicted model, not a curated record. NCBI's taxonomy places the organism in Eukaryota, Fungi, Ascomycota, Eurotiomycetes, Eurotiales, Aspergillaceae. The transcript is spliced from 6 exons. Bases 1 to 1743 code for a protein of 580 amino acids. Gene Ontology annotation, molecular function: transmembrane transporter activity.
AUGUCGGACCAUUUUCAUGCCGAGGAAAAUAUCCAGAAGGUUAUGUCAACUUCAGAGGACGUAGUGGGAUCAUCUCGGGAAUCACAGCACAGCUCCCACGACUCUGAAGAUCAAGACUCAGAAGUUGGCCAUGAGCCAAUUCAAGAACGUUAUGGCAAACCUUCGUUCUCUCGAUUCCGUCAAGUGGCUUCAAAAACAAUCGUAUCAUUUGGAGCUAAUGACCCGGAGAACCCCAUCAAUUGGAGAAAUAGAAGGAAGUUCUUGGUUCUCGCAUCAGGUGUCAUGCAGGUCAUGAACAGCACCAUCGGCUCUUCGAUUUGCAGUAACGCUAUCCCAGAGAUCGCCGAAGAGUUCAACAUCACCGACGAAACACUGCUCGUCUUACCGAUAUCCAUUUUUCUCAUCGGCUACAUCUUAGGACCUUUGCUAUGGGGCCCUAGCUCCGAGUAUUUCGGGCGAAAGCCCCCUUUGCUCAUCGCUUACGUUCUGUUCAUGGUAUUUACGCUGGCGUGCGCUGUCGCAGACUCAUAUGCUUCAUUGCUUGUUUUCCGGUUGUUCAACGGCAUGGUUGCAUCGGCGCCUAUUGCAACUGUGGGUGGAUUGUUUGCCGAUGUGCACGAUGAUCCCACACUACGAGGUCGACUUAUGGCAUACUUCAUGGCUUGCACAACCUUUGGACCCAUCAUCGGGCCGUGGGUCUCUGGCUUUGUAGCAGUUGUUAGCUGGCGUUGGUGCUUCUGGAUCGGACUCAUUUUGUCAGGGGCAAGUCUGCCAUUAGUUCUCUUCAUGCCGGAGACCUAUGCACCCGUCAUUUUAAAGCGCCGUGCGCAUAAGCUUCGCAAAGAAACUGGGAAUUCCAGCAUCGUUUCGCCACUGGAUGUUCAGAGUCGCAACAUACGAGAAAUGGCACUUUUAACGAUCUCACGACCCUUCCGCAUGAUUAUUCAUGAGUCAAUCGUUUCUUUGACUUCCUUGUACCUUGCUCUAGCAUAUGCCAUUUUCUAUCUCUACUUCGAGGCAUAUCCGAUCAUCUUCCAAGGUAUCUACAAAAUGAGCCCCGGAGUAUCUGGGCUUAUGUUUUUGCCGAUCGGAAUCGGUGCUGUUCUCGCCUGCUUCAUCUUCCUGUGGUAUGAUGGCUACCUAGCCCGAGCCAAAGCCCGCAACGCCAGCUGGGCUUUUGUGGAAGAAUACCGAAGACUCCCUCUCGCCUGCAUUGGCGGGCCUUUAUACGUCAUCUCCCUGUUUUGGGUCGGAUGGACAGCUUCACCGAACAUCCACUGGGUGGUUCCAUUCCUUUCUGGUAUCCCUUUCGGAAUGGGCUAUCUACUGAUCUUCAUGGCCAUGUUGAACUAUCUGACUGACGCCUACGAGACAUACUCCGCUAGCGCACAGUCCGCUGCGAGCUGCACUCGGAGUAUCUUUGGUGCCGUUCUUCCACUCGCAGCAAAGCCGAUGUUCAACCAGCUUGGAGUCCCGUGGGCUUGCAGUCUCAUUGCGUUCAUCAGCUUGGUUGUUUCUAUCAUUCCGUUCGGUUUCAUUCGCUACGGUGACCGUAUCAGAAAGAAUAGCAAAUUCUGCCAGGAGCUGAAGCGCAUCAAGGAAGCUGAGCGGUUGGAGUUGGAGCGCGAGGAGCGCCUUGCUAAUGGUGAUAAUACCCUUGAGCCUAUCCCAUCUUGCAACACUGGAAUUUCUAUGGCACGAAUCGAUACCGCUCGCACAGAUAAGGCAUCGAUUAUCUGUUAG